GUUGAGAUACUUUUUUGGGGAAGCGGAGGAGAAUUUAACACUUCAUUUGCAAUUGGAUUUGUUUAGAAGAUUGGUGAGGGCAUUGGCAUUACAACCCAUCACCAUCGUCGUCGUCUUCAGAGAAAGCGAUUCCUUUCCAAAGAACAAUCGCUCGACCAAAACAGAGACAUCAAGUCGACGACCGCCCAUUGCUACUAACUCAGACAACGACUCGGGUACCUGAACUCCACGCACAACUCCAACACCAAUCCGGCCUAACCCACCGCCUAUGUAACCUUACCUCCGACAACUCCGAGCACUCACAACAUCUCAAGAAACCCUACGCCAUACCUUCUCCUCCCCAAACCCACACCACACGACAACCACCAAACAAUGUCGUCAGCACGGUACCGUCCAAACGCCUCACGGCCCUCCGACUCCCCCUCCGACUCCCCCUCCAGCACAACCAAAAACGUCGCGACAACAACAGAGGAGGACGACAGACGCAACAAAUUCACCAUCCUCGACGCACUGCGCGUGCUCGCAGGCGUGCUGAUACUCAGCUGCGGAACAAGCUACCUCGCAACCUCAGGAUCCAGCCUCACAUGGGGCUACAACCCAUGGUGGACGCGGGCGCGGGAGUGGAAAGGCUUACUCCGCGGAACCGUCCACCUAACAGACGCCCAACUCGCCACCUACGACGGCACCGACCCCUCCCUCCCCAUCUACCUCGCCCUCAACGGCACAAUCUACGACGUGUCCUCCUCGCCGGGGACCUACGGCCCCGGCGGCUCGUACCAUUUCUUCGCGGGGCGGGACGCCGCGCGCGCGUUCCUGACUGGGUGUUUCGCAGAGGACCAGACGCCCGACUUGCGUGGGGUCGAAUUGAUGUACAUGCCUAUUGACCCGGAGCCUGGGCAUCCGGAUUAUAAGGAGCCCGGGGAGAGGAGGGAACUGAGUAAGGGGGAGAGGAAGAAUAGGCAUGCGAGGGAGUUGAGGGAGGCGAGGAGGAGGGUUAGGGAGGGGUUGGAGCAUUGGCAUACGUUGUUCAGGGGGGAUAAGGGGAAGCCGUAUAGGAGGGUUGGGGAGGUGGUGAGGGAGGAGGGGUGGUUGGAGAAGCUGGAGAAGAGGGAGCUUUGUGAGGAGGCGAGGAAGGCGAGGCCGGUUAGGAAGGAUUUGUAGAUGACGUUGGGGAUGGAGGUUUGGGGAGGGUUGUUUAGGAGUGUGUGGAAACGAGAAAAUCAAAAUUUAACCUUAAAACAAGCAAGCAAACCUUUCAAACAAACAAACAGAGCGAAGCAGAGAGGAGAUGAAAACGAGACACGUGGUGGUGUGGAUAUACGUGUGGCUCUUUACGUAUGCAGGUUUAAAACGCUUCAGCAGCUUGCGUUUUCGUAAUUCUGA
Aaosphaeria arxii CBS 175.79 is the source of this 1383-nucleotide messenger RNA. RefSeq names its product cytochrome b5. Lineage: Eukaryota; Fungi; Ascomycota; Dothideomycetes; Pleosporales. The transcript is spliced from 2 exons. The record is from RefSeq and is a predicted model, not a curated record. Gene Ontology annotation, cellular component: membrane; endomembrane system. The coding region runs from base 373 to 1161 and encodes 262 amino acids.